UCGUCCAAAGAUCGCCCCGUGUCCGGCAUAGUUCCGCCAUACUGGACUCACCAUCGGAAUGCGUCCCGUGCAUCCCAGGCCUCGCUCGAUCGGUUCCCAGCCAUCACACUAGAAGAUCAUACGGAGGACCCGAAUUCGGAGACGAGCCGGGGCCUCUGGGCUCGAAGUGUAUCGGUUAACGAUCAUGUCGUGGUGCAAGGCAAAACUGGCAUUGGGUCCUAUGUGGUCUGGAAUUGCACAAUCCAGACACUGGAGGGUGGCCCCAUCACCAUUCGUAUGAGGUACUCCGAAUUCGAUGAUCUACGAAAGCAGCUUGUCGCAUCAUUCCCACACGCAAAGAACGCCCUCCCGGCUCUCCCCCCAAAGAGCGUUCUCUACAAAUUCCGCCCCUCUUUCCUCGAAUCCAGACGAGUUGGAUUAGAAUAUUUUUUGAACUGUAUACUUUUGAACCCCGAAUUCUCUAGCUCGCCAAUCGUCAAGGACUUCCUUUUUGGCAGAAUG
This is a messenger RNA of Aspergillus steynii IBT 23096, 501 nucleotides long. RefSeq lists its product as uncharacterized. The transcript is spliced from 5 exons. Gene Ontology annotation, cellular component: endosome. The annotation marks the transcript as partial. The record is from RefSeq and is a predicted model, not a curated record. Gene Ontology annotation, molecular function: phosphatidylinositol-3-phosphate binding. Lineage: Eukaryota; Fungi; Ascomycota; Eurotiomycetes; Eurotiales; Aspergillaceae.